Ruditapes philippinarum (Manila clam) is the source of this 1536-nucleotide messenger RNA. RefSeq names its product E3 ubiquitin-protein ligase TRIM33-like. Gene Ontology annotation, molecular function: protein binding. Bases 135 to 1286 code for a protein of 383 amino acids. The transcript is spliced from 6 exons. The record is from RefSeq and is a predicted model, not a curated record. Lineage: Eukaryota; Metazoa; Mollusca; Bivalvia; Venerida; Veneridae.
AAUACCUAGGCCUUAACCUGUACACUAUUUAUCGAUCGAUAUUUCAAUUAUUUACUUGUAAAGCGUUGUAUGUGUUUAAGCUUUAAAUACAGUAUUUAUAGUUUCGUUAUAGCAUUGAGAAUUUAACUACUAAAAUGGAAGUAUCUGGACGAAAAGGACGUGUUGUUUGUGAACCGUGUGCAGAAGAUGGAGACGACAUUACUGCUGACGGAUGUUGUAAAGAAUGUGAAGAGAAUAUGUGCAGUAAAUGUUUUCAACAUCACCGGAAGGGCAAACAUUGCAGAAACCACGUGUUUCUCUAUGCAUAUAGUGGUUCACCAUCUGCUUUAAAAAUAAAGCCAGUAGGAUUGAUAGACAAAUGUCCAAAGCAUGUUGAAGAGAAAAUAAACUUCUACUGUGAAGCUCACGAAAUAGUUGGUUGCGGAGAAUGCAUAAUACACGAGCAUAAAACAUGUGAAGUUUUGUAUAUAUCAGAUGUGACAAGGGGACAGAACGAAAAUGAGUAUAUAGAAGAGGUUGUUAAAGAAAUAGAAAAUUGCAGCAACGAAAUUAAAGAAUACGAGAAAGAAAUACAUAGAAAUAUUGACAAAAUGAAAGCUACACAUGUAAAAUUCACUUGUGAUGCUGAGCGAUUUAAGCAAGAGAUACUGGAAAAAAUAGACAAACUCAUAUUUGAUGCAUGCAAACAGGCCAGUUUUAUAAAAACUGAUACCUUGAGUGCAUUAGGGAAGCUAAAGGUAGAAGUAUCUAAUAUAACAGAUGAGUUAUCAUCAAUGAAAACUAAGGCCGACAUAGAGAAAAAUGAACCAACCGGUAACUUUGUCACGGCCUUAUGUUUAAGAAAGAGAUUAAAGGAAAUAGAAGAAGACUUAAUAGAAAUUGGCAAAAGGACUAUUGGGACAAAAUAUAGGUUUCUGAAAAAUGAAAACAUUGAACAAGAAGUUGAAAAAUGCAAGGGACGUGACUUAUUUCAAAGAGGUCUAGAUGAUGAACUGGACAAAUAUGGUAUCAGGAACCCAAGAACGGUUAUCCUAGAGAAAGCUUCUGGAGUACUUGGUUUUAGAAUACAAGGAGGUGAUGAAUAUCAACCGCUUUUUGUAGGUAAAAUUUUACCUGGUACACCAGCUGCAAAUUCUAACAAGAUACUGCAUGGAGAUAAGAUCAUUUCGAUAAACAACGAAGAUGUAACUAAGGCAUCUCACCACGAAGCAGUUGCCUUAAUAAAAGAAUCUGAGAAAGCAAUCCUAGUUCUUUGCCGCCCAGAAGAUUUUAACGCAAAAAAGUAGCUAUGAACUAUCGAAAGUUUUAGAAUUAUGAUCAGCAUGAACUGUUUCAGUGACAGAUUAGAGGCAAGAUGUACGAAAUCAAAAAAGAUACAUCAGAGCAAGACUUAGAUUAAAGACUUAUAUGAUGAAUGUGUUUUAAAUCUGAAAGGGAGCAUUGUGUAGAAUAGAAAAUGGAAAGGUCCCUGAAGUUUGCCUAAUGAUAUUUCCAACUAAAUGUAUUAUUCUUAUCGAUCAAUUUGCGAAAAACAUA